CCCCUCCCCCCUCCCGCCCCAACGAGCAGCCACUGAUGAUAAGUCAGUACACCGAGUACAAAGCCUUGUUACGAGCGUCAAGUCCGCACGCAGCCGCCCUACUGGCUCUAGCUUUCUGCGAGGAGGCUGGCGAGCAGAUCCGAGUCUUUCGCGCUUCUGGUCUCGAUGAAACUGGCCUGAAGGAAGAAAGAAGUUAAACACAGGAUGAAAAUGGGGUCGACUUUGUUGGCUUCCAUUCUCUUGCUCCUGUCCUUGUCCCGAACAGCCGCCCCCUGUUCCCUGUUGGAAGUGGAGUGUGACGGCCAGUGCAGGGCUGCGUGUGACAGUCAUAUCGAGUGCUCGGACGGGAGUGACGAGUCGCCGCUGUUGUGCAAAGAGAGAAAUUGCCCGAUCGCCGAAUCGAUAGCAGUGCUGAGUCCCUUCGGCAUUGAUAGGAGCGAUCUGGGCGACGACAGCCGGCCCUUCCGCUGCGCCUACGGGGGCUGCAUUUCGCCUCAGUUCUUGUGCAACGGCCACAUGGACUGCUGGGACGGCUCUGACGAGACGGAGGAGCUCUGCCUGCCCCGCACUUGCCCGAAGCGCACGUUCAGGUGCAAGUACGGCGGGUGCCUCAAGCGCCUCCAGACGUGCGACGGAAAGGCACAGUGCUUCGACGGCUCCGACGAAGACCCCGCCCUGUGCAAGAAGAAGCGCUGCUACUCGAGGCAUUUCCAGUGCGCCUACGGGGCCUGCAUCAGGAAGGAAGAAAAGUGCGACGGGAAUUCGGACUGCUUCGACAGCUCGGACGAGACCCCGGAGCUCUGCGGCCCAGACCACACGUUCACGAAAACCGAAUCACGGAUACGCGUCCCACCGGCCCUAGCGUCCUUUUUGAACCCACACCAACCAACAACAGCUAUUACACAGCCACCCCCACCACCACCAACUACCACACAGCCACCCCCACACACCAACUACCACACAGCCACCCCCACCACCACCAACUACCACCACAGCCACCCCCACCACCAACCACCACACAGCCACCCCCACCAACACAACACCACACAGCCAACAACAACACCGACUACCACACCCCCACCACCACCAACGACCCCGCAAUCACCCUCGCCGUCGCCAACCAGCACAGAGUCAGACUUCGAAGCUCCAUUUCCUUCUACCAAAGGCUUUCCAGGCGAGGAUGUCCACGACUGCGAUGGUGUCCAGUCGUGUCCUUGUCCUCCGCCUCUGCAACAUUUCUGCGUCCCCUGCAACGCUUGGAAUGAAACCUGCGCUCGAAUCGAAGAGGAGGAAGUGUGCCUGAUGCCCUCCCGAGGCACUCUGAGCGGCAUCGAAGUGGAGGUGCUCUCCUGUGGCGCCAACCCCUUCCUAAGUCUGGCUGGGAUGGUGCGCGCUGACAGGGAGUGCGGUACCAGCCAGGGCGUCCCAGUCCUGACGGUGGCGACCGCGGACUGCUGGGGUGCCGUGACCCUGAUAGCAGAGUGCCAUGCUGACGGUCUGUGGUAUCCUUACGGGGAGCCCAAGAGUGCCAAACCUAUGCGGCAUCUGUGCCAACCUCACGCCCUAAAUGCUGAUGUGUGCGGCAAGCGGGCCAGGUACGUGAGGCCCCCCGGCCGCUACGUGCCCUACGAGACCGCCUCCCUCUGGCCCUGGCUGGCGGGGCUCUUCCGCCACGAGAAGUACGCCUGCGCCGCCGCCCUCGUCAGCCCCUUCUACCUCCUCACGGCCGCCCACUGCCUCACCAGGUCGCAGGAGACUUCGCAGGAAACCUUGGAUUUGCGCGACCUGAGAGUUCAGCAUCUCAACGAAAGGGGCAACGUUAUUAAGGGAUACGUCACGGCAGUCCACCUCUACCCGGCGUACGAGGCAGCGCCCAGACCCUCCGCGACCUCGCCUCGUCAGACUGGAGAAGCCGGUGCUGUUCUCCCGAAAGCUGGUUCCCGCGUGCGUCCUAACGGGGUCUUUCCCGAGGCACGACGUGGCCGCGAGUUCUUAAGCUCAUAUCAAUGCACUGUGAUGAUGUCGUCAACCUUUAAGUACACCUUCAACCGCACGGUCGCUCGCUACAGAUGGGAGAUGAUCCUCCAGCAGCAUGAUCCGCGAUGCCACUCGCCCCACGACCGCUGUGCCACGGCGCUCACGGUCGACAGAGACCAGUUCUGUGGCAUUGACAGAGAAUACCAGAGGUACCUGCCGCAGGGUUCCUCCGGCGGCCCCUACCUCGUGAAUCUGGGCACCGACGCAGACGAGAAGUGGACGGUGGUUGGCGUCGUGUCCUCCUCCUACGGCGAGGCCUCCUGCAGCCGACCGUACACCAUCUUCACUGCCGUAGGGAAUUACUGGCCGUGGAUCGAGCGAUGUGUCUAUCUCGGAAAUUGUUCCCAGCCUUUGGAGGAUGAUGGGGAAUGAGAGGAAAUUAUUCUCAUCUGAAAAUGACUAAGAAUGUUUGUGGGGUACUAUUGCUCAACGCUCUUUAAAAGCCUGAAAUGCAAACUUGUUCAGUAACAAUUUCGAAACAUUACUAUGGAAAUGAUUGCAGAUGUAUUCGAAGAUUCGUUUGGACGUUGGCACCCGGAAGCACGUUUCGAGACUCUGGUGUGGAUACUAGAAAAUCUAGAAAAUACGUGUAUCAUGCUUCAGACAUGUUAACAACAGUGUUUCUGGCAAAGUUUUACAUUCACUGUGUACAAGGCCCACGGUUUCGUCCACACACGAUCAAGCGGUACCAUCAGACACAAAUGAGAAGACGCACCAUUGGCUUGUGUCAGUGGGCAAAGCAGCACAGUGCCUGAGAGAAGCCAUUGCACCAGACAGUGAAUAUUUAUGCAACGAAGUUCAUAUAGACCCUAAGAAGCGUUUUAGUCAGCUACUUGAUUUAUUUAAUUGUUAAAUGUCAUGCCUGUUCCGCCAUCAACCAAAAUUCACUCGUCUAGACUCGAGAUCUUUAUUGUACUCCGUACUCCUUCGUCUGGAACCUCCUCGCGCUCCUGUCCCUUUCAGCACUGUCCGAUCGUGUGAGCGGGUCUUAAAACGAACAAGAACAAAGUCCAACCGAUGCAUAUAUGUACAUACAUACA
This is a messenger RNA of Penaeus vannamei (Pacific white shrimp), 3077 nucleotides long. NCBI's taxonomy places the organism in Eukaryota, Metazoa, Arthropoda, Malacostraca, Decapoda, Penaeidae. The record is from RefSeq and is a predicted model, not a curated record.